AUGACCUCCAUCCUCAUCACCCAUAUUAUUAGUCCGCUAACCUUUAUUGUACCAGUACUUCUAGCAGUUGCUUUUCUAACCCUAAUUGAACGCAAAGUCCUAGGCUACAUGCAAUUACGAAAAGGACCAAAUGUUGUAGGCCCAUAUGGACUCCUACAGCCCAUCGCAGACGGACUAAAACUAUUUAUUAAAGAACCUAUUCGUCCCUCAACCUCCUCCCCCCUCUUAUUUACUAUGGCCCCUAUUCUAGCCCUUACUUUAGCACUCACCCUAUGGGCCCCUAUGCCUAUACCAUACCCUGUAGUAGACCUAAACUUAGGUAUCCUAUUUAUCCUUGCCUUAUCAAGCCUCGCAGUAUACUCUAUUUUAGGAUCAGGCUGAGCAUCCAAUUCAAAAUAUGCAUUAAUUGGGGCCCUUCGGGCAGUAGCCCAAACCAUUUCAUAUGAGGUCAGCCUUGGAUUAAUUCUACUAAACAUUAUUAUUUUUACUGGUGGCUUCACACUUCAAACCUUUAACGUCGCCCAAGAAAGUACAUGACUAAUUCUACCCGCCUGACCUCUCGCCGCAAUAUGAUAUAUUUCAACCCUAGCAGAAACAAACCGUGCCCCCUUUGAUUUAACCGAAGGAGAAUCAGAACUCGUAUCAGGGUUUAAUGUAGAAUAUGCAGGAGGCCCUUUCGCCCUAUUUUUCCUGGCAGAAUACGCUAACAUCCUCCUCAUAAAUACGCUAUCCGCCACUAUAUUUUUAGGAGCCUCCCACUUUCCUUUAAUACCCGAACUGACAACAGUUAACAUAAUAAUUAAAGCAACCCUUCUUUCAAUUGUCUUCCUAUGGGUUCGAGCCUCAUAUCCUCGGUUCCGUUACGACCAACUAAUGCAUCUAAUCUGAAAAAGCUUCCUUCCCCUCACCCUAGCUCUCGUUAUUUGACACUUAGCACUUCCCAUUGCAUUCACAGGGUUACCCCCACAACUAUAA
Chelmon rostratus (copperband butterflyfish) is the source of this 975-nucleotide messenger RNA. The record is from the annotation of a RefSeq genome assembly. NCBI's taxonomy places the organism in Eukaryota, Metazoa, Chordata, Actinopteri, Chaetodontiformes, Chaetodontidae.